This is a messenger RNA of Melospiza georgiana, 1494 nucleotides long. RefSeq names its product cytokine receptor like factor 1 (gene CRLF1). The coding region runs from base 1 to 1494 and encodes 497 amino acids. NCBI's taxonomy places the organism in Eukaryota, Metazoa, Chordata, Aves, Passeriformes, Passerellidae. Gene Ontology annotation, cellular component: external side of plasma membrane. The transcript has 8 exons. Gene Ontology annotation, molecular function: cytokine receptor activity; protein binding. Gene Ontology annotation, biological process: cytokine-mediated signaling pathway. The record is from RefSeq and is a predicted model, not a curated record.
AUGCCGCCGCCGCCGCCGCUCGCGAUGCUGCCGCUGCUGCUGCUGCUCCUGCCGCGCCUGCCCCGCGCCGAGCCGCUCUCCUACCCCGCCGUGAUCUCCCCGCAGGACCCCACGCUGCUCAUCGGCUCCUCGCUGGUGGCCACGUGCACGGUGAGCCCGGACACGCGGCUGCGGGCCGAGGAUCUGUACUGGACCCUCAACGGGCGGCGCCUCCCGGCCGCCUCCUACGCCGCGCUGGGCCCCUCCACGCUCAGCGUGGCCCUGGCCCGCCUCAACGGCUCCAGGCAGCAGUCGGGGGACAACCUGGUGUGCCACAGCAGAGACGGCGGCAUCCUGGCCGGCUCCUGCCUCUAUGUUGGAUUACCCCCAGAGAAACCAGUCAACAUCACUUGCUGGUCCAAAAACAUGAAGGACCUGACCUGCAAGUGGGCGCCAGGGACAGAAGGGGAGACCUUCCUGCACACCAACUACACCCUCAAGUACAAGCGCAGGUGGUACGGCCAGGACAACACCUGCCAGGAGUACCACACGGCCGGCACCUACUCCUGCCACAUCCCCAAGGACCUGGCCCUCUUCACGCCCUACGAGAUCUGGGUGGAGGCCUCCAACCGCCUGGGGGUGGCCGUGUCUGACGUGGUCAUGCUGGACAUCCUGGACGUGGUCACCACGGACCCUCCGUCCGACGUGCACGUCAGCCGGGUGGGCGACCUGGAGGACCAGCUGAGCGUGCGCUGGAGCUCCCCGCCGGCGCUCAAGGAUUUCCUCUUCCAAGCCAAGUACCAGAUCCAAUACCGGGUGGAGGACAGCUCCGAGUGGAAGGUGGUGGACGAUGUGGGCAACCAGACCUCGUGCCGCCUGGCCGGCCUGCGCCCCGGCACCGUCUACUUCGUCCAGGUGCGCUGCAACCCCUUCAGCAUCUACGGCUCCAAGAAGGCCGGCAUCUGGAGCGACUGGAGCAACCCCACGGCCGCCUCCACGCCUCGCAGCGAGCGAGUGGCGGGGGGCUGCGACCCCAAAGGCGGGGAGCAGAACACGACGCUGCGGCGGGAGCUGAAGCAGUUCUUCGGCUGGGUGAAGAAACACGCCUACGGCUGCUCCAACCUCGGCAUCAAGCUCUACGACCAGUGGCGCGUGUGGCUGCAGAAAUCGCACAAAACACGCAACCAGGUAGGUAAGGAGUCCUUCCCGGCGAUAAGCUGUAGCCCGCGGGGGACCGAGCGCCGGCAGGAUGGCACGGGGCGCCCGGCGCCCACCCGGGACCGCCCGCGCCCGCCCCGGCCCCGCCGCGGGGGCGCCGGGAGGCGGCCGGGGCGCAGCGCGGCCCCGCAGCCCUGGGGAGCGGGGUGGGGAGAGCUCGGGGGGCCGGGCUGGCCCAGCCCCGGGGGCUCGGCGGCACCGCGGCCCUGCGGCGGCGAGGGGAGCCCGCAGCCCUGCCCGGCCGGGGGAGGCACCGCGGGGCCUUGGCUCCGCCAGCCCGAGCCGCCCCUGGCAUGA